This is a messenger RNA of Coniophora puteana RWD-64-598 SS2, 1426 nucleotides long. Its product is annotated as ATPase V1 complex subunit H. Lineage: Eukaryota; Fungi; Basidiomycota; Agaricomycetes; Boletales; Coniophoraceae. Gene Ontology annotation, biological process: proton transmembrane transport. Gene Ontology annotation, molecular function: proton-transporting ATPase activity, rotational mechanism. Gene Ontology annotation, cellular component: vacuolar proton-transporting V-type ATPase, V1 domain; fungal-type vacuole membrane. Bases 33 to 1346 code for a protein of 437 amino acids. The record is from RefSeq and is a predicted model, not a curated record. The transcript is spliced from 10 exons.
CGGUGCUGCUAGUCCACUGGUCAUCGUCCGCCAUGUCGCUCUCCCUCGUCGCCAACAGCUUUCUCGAUGAAAGCUCAUCAAAGAUACGCACAAAGGCAGUCCCAUGGGAGGGGUACCAGCGCGCCGACCUCGUCAGCUCAGACGAGCUCGCCCUCAUCAAGAAGGUCGAACGCCAGCCGCGCGCAAAGACAGAGUCCAUACUCGUCUCCGAUGGCCAGACAUACGUCAACCUUUACCUUGGCCUCCUCAAGAGGCUCCAGCGCGUCGAUACCAUGCAAUGCCUUCUCGUCCUCAUAGCAGACGCUCUCGCCGAGCACGAAGAACGCAUACCACUCUUCAUCAGAGCAUCCCAGACUGACCCUGAGCUCCCAUACAUCCCCCUGCUACGAACCAUUGAGGCCCAAGAUGAAUUCGUCCAGCUCAAGUCCGCCCAGGUCCUGACUGCACUUCUCAGCGCAGAGUCAAUCCCGCUCCAACAACAAUACCUCCAACCGUUCCUCAAAGUUCUCAGUGGCUUGAUCCAGGAGCACUCUGCGAACAAGCGUGAUGUUACUGUUCAGUGUCUCGAAGCUCUCCUUGCCCGACCCGAGUGCCGGAUCGCUGUGUGGUCCAUGUCGCCUAUCAUGAGCGGCCUCGUAGAUAUCCUUCGCCACAGACCGACCCCUCAGAUGAGCUACCAGGUCGCGUUCUGCUUCUGGCUGCUCUCCUUUGAGCAGGUUGUUUCGGAACAAGUUAACAAGAAGUACGAUAUAAUACCCCUACUGAUCGAAGUUGCCCAGGCAGCAGCGAAAGAGAAAGUGAUCCGCGUCAUCAUCGCCACCUUCCGCAACCUGAUCUCGAAAGCGCCGUCUGCCAACCUCCCUGCUAUGCUCGUUGCGCAGCUGCUGCCCUUCUCCAAGAACCUGAGCACGCGCAAGUGGUCUGAUGAAGACAUCCUCGAAGACGUCCAGUUCGUCCGCGACGAGCUGGAGAACAACUUUGAGAGUCUGACCACGUACGACGAAUACGCUUCUGAGCUCGCCUCAGGCCACCUCUCGUGGACGCCUGUUCAUGAAUCGGACGAGUUUUGGCGCGAAAACGCGACGAAGCUCAAUGACAAGAACCACGAGCAGCUCAAGACCUUGCUCAAGUUGCUCGAAGAGAGCGAGGACCCUCUCGUGCUUGCCGUCGCAGUACACGAUCUUGGGCAAUAUGUGAAGCAUCACGAACGUGGAAAGAAAGUCAUUACGGACCUGGGGGGCAAAGCGCGGGCCAUGGAACUUAUGAGCCACGGCGACGCCAAUGUCCGCUACCGAGCGCUUCUCUCAGUCCAGCAGCUCGUCAGCCACCCAUGGGUUACUGCAUGAUAUGUAGCAACCAUCGGAAGCAUGUGACACGAACCAGUACUAUUACGAUAAUGAGCAUUUAUUCAAUGACGACCUUUUCC